CUUGAGAACCACCACGCCAUUCAGCUUCCGACCCUCGAGUGCGACCUGCUCCGUUUGACCCUUUUCGAUCAUCCUUGUUCUCUGCACCGCCGGUGCCCGUUUUCACCAUGAAGCUCGUCCGAUUUUUGAUGAAGUGCGCCAACGAGACGGUGACCGUUGAGUUGAAGAAUGGAACAAUCCUCCACGGCACCAUCACCUCGGUCUCCCCGCAAAUGAACACCUCUCUGCGCACCGUCAAAAUGACCCCCAAAGGCCGCGACCCCAUCUCCCUCGACACCAUCAACAUCCGCGGCUCGACGAUCCGCUACUACAUCCUGCCCGACAGUCUGCCCCUGGACACGCUGCUCGUCGACGACCAGCCCAAGCCGAAGAACAAGGCGCGCAAGGAGGCCGAUCGCGGCGGUCGUGGUGGGCGCGGCGGUCCGCGUGGUCGCGGCCGGGGUCGUGGCCGUGGUCGUGGGCGGGGCUUCUAGGGGUGGAAAAGUUUAUAGAUUCGGUUUGGGAGUUUGAUUCCUUUUGAUUUGUCGACUUUUUUUUUAAUUCAUUUCGAUGCUUGAUUGUGGAUUUUGAUCUUGGUUUUUCUACGGGUGUGGUUGAUAUGGGUGGUAGGGGUUUGCUCCGUCGACUAUCUACCUGAGGAUCUGGUUUGUUUGAUUGAUGGGGAGGGAUUGCUCGAUGGUUUAGCUGGUUUGUGUCUGGCCUCCAUCUUUCGACCUCUGUCAGAUCGCCCGUGUGGGGAUAUCUCGAUUGAAGAAAGGAGAAAUCCGUUGAGACGGUGUCGGAGGGCUAUGGCCGCUCGAACAUGACCUGCUUCGUUGAUGCAUCUGAAUGGCAUGGUGGAUCUAGAACCAAAAGCCGCCUCACCUGUGGCAGGCGAUGAUAUCCUGUACGAAAGAACGUCGACAUCUGAUAUGCAGUGUCGCGUACCACGCAAUGAGAUUAAAGAUACCUCCAAUCGUUGGCGUAGUUCUG
Molecule: messenger RNA, 972 nt
Organism: Aspergillus steynii IBT 23096
Lineage: Eukaryota; Fungi; Ascomycota; Eurotiomycetes; Eurotiales; Aspergillaceae
Product: mRNA splicing protein SMD1
Exons: 3
Coding region: 108-473 (121 amino acids)
Biological process (GO): RNA processing; spliceosomal snRNP assembly
Cellular component (GO): catalytic step 2 spliceosome; U2 snRNP; U12-type spliceosomal complex
Molecular function (GO): RNA binding
Source: RefSeq, a predicted model, not a curated record